GGAACUUGGAAACGUAUGCCGGACAAGAACAGCAUGUGGGACUAUGUACUGGUAUGUAUUAUAGAGCUCUUAGUCUCUUACUUUUUUGGUGAUGCUUUUUUCAUUUAAUUGGGUUUUUACAUGUUUAUGAAUUUGUGAGUGGCCUUUGCUCGCUUUGAGAAGAUAGUCCCUGUAAUUAAUAUUAUACAUGAAUUACAUACAUUGAAUUAUUAUAAAAAGAAAGUUCAUAUUUGAGAUUAAUUACGAGAAUUUUUUUAAUUAAUUAAAUAUUAUAACAUUUAAAGCUAAUAUAACUAACUUUUUACCCGCUUAUAUAGUCCAAAUAUGACGUUGACCUGAAUGGAAAAAAAUGGGUAUUGAGUACAAUUGGAUCAGCCUGGAGAGUUCACAAGUGUCGGUUCAAGGAAAAAUUUUGCUCACAGUACAAGGAUAAUAAGAGCAGAUGGAGUAAGCGGCCAAAAGAGAUUCCUGAAAAAGAUUUUCGAAUGCUCUUAAAGUUGUGGAAUUGUAAAGAUUACCAUGUACAUUAAAUAAAAUAUAAAUGUAAUUCUAUUUUUAAUUUUAUUCUUUCACAUUUGCCAAGACUAAAUUUUUGCGAACAUUCAAUGUAGCAACAAUGUAACCGUAAGAAGGCUAAUCGCGCUCUCCGAAAAGAUAACCCCACGACGGGUCGCAAGUCUUUUGCCAGACUUCGUGCAAAAUUGGUACCAUACAUAUUUUGUGUAACAACUUUUUAUUGUUUGUUAAUUGUAUAAUGUUACAAAUGAUUUUUCUAUUUAUCACAGCAAACUACCCUUCCGAAUGAUGUUGACAUACCAUUAUCAACUAUGUAUGAAGUCACACGCAAAAGAACUGAGGGGCGUCAAUAUAAAAGUUCAUAUGAAGAUACUGCCACAAAAAUUAUUGAAAUGAAGAAUUAUGAGGCAGAAAAUAAUGAAGAAGGUGAAGCUGCAAUUGAUGGGUAUGCUGCAAUUAUGUCAAAGGAGAAAAGUGCUGGUCCAAUAAUGUGUGGAAGAGGUGUCACCAAGAAAGACCUUGCUAAUACAAAAGAGACCGUACAGUCGUAUGUCAUGACUUCUAAUGAUAUGGAGACAGUCAUGAGCACUUUGAGAAAGGAGAUUGAAGAAAAAAAUGAGAAAAAAGAUGCCGAGCUAGAACAAAUGCGGAAGGAGCGUGAAGUUGAGAAACAGAAGAUGGAUUUGAUUCUAGCAAAAC
This is a messenger RNA of Cuscuta epithymum, 1215 nucleotides long. The record is from the annotation of a GenBank genome assembly. Lineage: Eukaryota; Viridiplantae; Streptophyta; Magnoliopsida; Solanales; Convolvulaceae.